Molecule: messenger RNA, 1040 nt
Organism: Oreochromis niloticus (Nile tilapia)
Lineage: Eukaryota; Metazoa; Chordata; Actinopteri; Cichliformes; Cichlidae
Product: major histocompatibility complex class I-related gene protein-like
Exons: 5
Coding region: 166-1002 (278 amino acids)
Biological process (GO): immune response
Cellular component (GO): external side of plasma membrane
Source: RefSeq, a predicted model, not a curated record
CAAAGUCUCAUCAUUGUUACAGUGAAACACUCCUUGAAGUUUUUCUUCACUCAAACAUCUGGAGUCCAGAGCAUCCCGGAGUUUGUGGUGGUUGGACUUGUUGAUGAAGUCCAGGGAGGUUACUAUGAAAGCAACACAGGAAGACCAGAACCCAAAACAGAAUGGAUGAAAAAACUCAUGAAGGAUGAUCCUCAGCACCUGGAGUGGUACACUACACAAUCUUUGGAUCUCAAACACUUAUUCAAACAUUACAUUGAGGAUUUGAGGAAACGUUUCAACCAAACUAGAGGUAUUCAUAUUUUGCAAAAGUUGGAUGGCUGUGAAUGGGAUGAUGAGACUGGAGAGGUUAAUGGGUUCAAUCAAUAUGGUUAUGAUGGAGACGACUUUCUAACAUUCGACCCGCAGCGACUUAUAUGGAUUGCCCUAAAACCACAGGCUGUCAUCACCAAACUGAGAUGGGAUGGUGAAAAAGAACGACUACAAUACAACAAAAACUUUUAUGUCCAUGAAUGCCCUGAGUUUUUGAAGAAGUAUGUGCAGUAUGGGAAGGAUUUUUUGCAGACACCAGGUUUUCCUUCAGUGUCUCUCCUUCAGAAGACUCCCUCCUCUCCAGUCAGCUGCCACGCUACAGGUUUCUAUCCUGACAGAGCUGAGAUGUUCUGGAGGAAAGAUGGAGAGGAGCUUCAUGAAGGUGUGGAUCCUGGAGAGAUCCUCCCCAACAAUGAUGAUACCUUCCAGUUGAGUGUUGAUCUGAAUGUUUCAUCAGUCACACCUGAAGACUGGCAGAGGUACGACUGUGUGUUUCAGCUCUCUGGUGUGAACGAGUACAUGAUGACCAAACUGGACAAAGCAGCGAUCAGGACCAACAGGGAGAAGCCCGCUGACAUCAGAGCUACAGUGGUUGUUCUAGCUAUCGUCCUCAUUGCAACUGCUGCAGUUGGGGCAGCUGUGGUGUUUGUCACUUACAAAAGAAAGAAAGCUCCUGCCAAUGUCUCUGAAUAGUCUGAGACACUAAAUCCACAAACCCCCCUGUGUGGCUG